This is a messenger RNA of Vigna umbellata (rice bean), 2997 nucleotides long. RefSeq names its product zinc finger CCCH domain protein (gene TRM5). NCBI's taxonomy places the organism in Eukaryota, Viridiplantae, Streptophyta, Magnoliopsida, Fabales, Fabaceae. The record is from RefSeq and is a predicted model, not a curated record. Gene Ontology annotation, biological process: regulation of monopolar cell growth.
UACCCCGUUUUAUAGAGCAGAAAAGCGCGAGGAAGGGAAUGUGUGAUGAAAAUGGCAUCCCAUCUCAUAACAUGAGUAGGGAGACAGUAGUCGGAGUGGUAGCAAAAAAAAAUAAGCAUGGACUAAGUUUCGCAAUCAACACAAAGCCACACCUAUAGAGAGUGACAUAGCAGUGCCAGAAUCCAAGCAAAAGCACGGAACAAAGUAAAAGAAAAAAAAUGACGACUGGUAUAGUACGAGACCAGAACCUGGAGAAACACAUUCACAAGCAGAUGGGGUGCAUGGCUGGCUUUCUUCAGAUCUUUGACCGUCAUCAGAUACUCACUGGAAAACGCAUCUAUUCCCCCAAACGUCUACCUCCGGCCUCACCGGAACCUGACAAAGUUACUGCCUCGCCGGCUCGUUCCACGCAGUCGCCGGCUAGGGAGGUGGUCCAAUCCGAACCCAAGGCGAGUUCUCCUGUGCUCCCUGUUCUGGAAUUCAAGGAAGGCACGCGUUCCUCUUGGAAGUUCUCGCGAGAGGCUCCGAGACUGUCUCUUGACAGCAGAGCCAUGGUGGACGCAAAAGGAACUCUUCACCUUCACGCGCGAGAGAUCCCCUCGGAGAACGAUGGAGACAAGCAGCGUCGUUCCACCAGCGUCAUUGCCAAGCUUAUGGGCCUGGAGCCCCUGCCCGAUUCAGAGCCCGGACCAGGGCCCAUAGCAAAGCUGCAGAGAUCCGCUUCGGAGUCCAGAGUGUCCAGAGAUCUGUCUCUGCCUCUGCCACUGCCACAGUGUCGUUUUCUGGACACAAACAAUUUCCCAAGCGCGGUUCAGGUCACCAAUGUGGUCCUUGAGAAUAAUAAUGCUGCCAUCGAUGCCCGAUUGAGCAAUGGCAGAGCUGCAGAUCCACCCAGGCAGAGGGCCAAGAAGAGUUUCUAUGACUCGGCGGAUUUCUUCCCCGAGCCCAAACACACCGCUUCGGUGUACGGGGAGAUUGAGAGGAGGUUGCGGAUGCGAGGGAUUAACGAGCCAUCCAAGGAUCUCCACACUCUCAAACACAUCCUGGAGGCCUUGCAGCUCAAGGGGCUUUUGCAUUCCAACGGCAAAUCCAAUCAAUCUCCCAUUGUCGUUAUGAAACCUGUCCGAUCGGUGAACCGGACCGGUAGCGAUUCUCCUCCUCCUGCCCCUCUCCUCCGGUCCAGUCCUCGCCGGAACCUCCGUGUUGGGAACGAGAACAGGAGGAUUGACCAAAACGAACGAGGUUCAAUGAGUCAAAGCAACAGAGCACUAAGUUCGAGUCCAAACAGGAGAAAGCAACGAAUAGUGGAACCUCAGAGGAANAAUAAUGCUGCCAUCGAUGCCCGAUUGAGCAAUGGCAGAGCUGCAGAUCCACCCAGGCAGAGGGCCAAGAAGAGUUUCUAUGACUCGGCGGAUUUCUUCCCCGAGCCCAAACACACCGCUUCGGUGUACGGGGAGAUUGAGAGGAGGUUGCGGAUGCGAGGGAUUAACGAGCCAUCCAAGGAUCUCCACACUCUCAAACACAUCCUGGAGGCCUUGCAGCUCAAGGGGCUUUUGCAUUCCAACGGCAAAUCCAAUCAAUCUCCCAUUGUCGUUAUGAAACCUGUCCGAUCGGUGAACCGGACCGGUAGCGAUUCUCCUCCUCCUGCCCCUCUCCUCCGGUCCAGUCCUCGCCGGAACCUCCGUGUUGGGAACGAGAACAGGAGGAUUGACCAAAACGAACGAGGUUCAAUGAGUCAAAGCAACAGAGCACUAAGUUCGAGUCCAAACAGGAGAAAGCAACGAAUAGUGGAACCUCAGAGGAAAGUGUGUGUUGAUUCAAGAAGGGGGUCUGUGUCUGUCUCUCCGGUUCAUUCUCCCAAGACGAGCCCAAUAAGGAAUGCAGGCAAUCAGCAGGUGUCAUGUGGAUCGCCUAGGAUGAGAAGAAAUGUGGAGCCUAAGUUGAAAAUGCUGGGUGGGGCAGAGGAUGAAUCGUCCACAGUCUCAGAGAACAGCUUCAGCACCUCUUCAUAUCCCGAUACAGAGAGGUACAGGUUGGAAGAGUACAAAGAAGGGAAAGAUCUGCUGGAUAGGUGUGAUAAGCUGCUGAACAGCAUAGCAGAAAUAACAGCAGCCAACGAGUUGCAACCGAGUCCAGUAUCGGUUCUGGACUCGUCGUUUGACAAGGACGACUGGUGUUCACCAUCCCCUAUAACCAAACGCUGCAUUGAUUACAAAGAUCAAGCGGCGGAGUCAGAAGAUGAUAUGUGGAGUGCGGCACUGUGCAGUAGCGAGGAGGCAGCGUCGGAGGAUUGCGAUUUCGUGUACGUAUCGGAGAUUCUUCGAGCGUGCAGUUACUUGCCGGAAGAGAGCGACAUUUUUCUGUUACUGGAGAAGCAGCAAUGCCUGAAAGGAAAGGAUACCUCAAAGGCUUCGACGCUGCAGAGGCGGUUGAUCUUCGACACUCUCCAGGAGAUCCUGCAGCGGAACCAACAGUUGCCGCCGUGGAAGGCGGUGUCGUACGGCGAGCAGAGGCAGAAGAUCUGGUCGGAGUUUCGGAGGAUCCGAGAGAGGGAAGAAUCGGAAUCGGAGGACUUGUUCAAGGUUAUAUGCGGAGUGUUGAAGAAGGACAUGGCGGAGGAAAUGCGGGGGUGGGGAGAAUGGGCGGUGGAGAUGGGAGAUGUGGUGUUAGACAUUGAACGUCUGGUGUUUAAAGAUCUGGUUGGCGAAACCAUUAGAGAACUCGCUUCGUUUUCUCCUCAUUGUAACAACGACAAGCUACCCGCGCUUCGUAGGAAACUCCUCUUUUGAAUUCCAUUCACAAACAUGAAAAAAAAAAGAAAAAGCAAAGGAGUUGCACGCUUUGUUUAAAUUUUUCGCGCGCUUGCAUCUUUUUUCCUUUUGUAGCUUCGUUUUAUAUGAUUUUACUUUUACUCACUGUCAAUGACGAAAUCAGGAAUUUUAAAUCUGAAAUCUAGGCAAAUCUGACCUUGGAAUGAAUUGUUGGAUUGUUUUUUUA